AUGCAAAAGCGUGCUGUGACCAUUGAACGAACAUGGGAAAAAUCGGUAAAAAAAGCACAAUUGAUCGUCGCACAAUCGACUUUAGCCGAAAAAGCAAAUUUGACAGGUGGUUUAGGAUACGAAGUAGGUUCACGUUGUGAAGGUACGUUAGGCAGUAUACCCAGAUUAGGAUUGCCGGAAUUGUGCUUUCAAGAUGGUCCAACGGGUGUACGUGCUUCAGAUUUCGUCACAGUUUUUCCUGCUGGCUUGACAACUGCUGCAACGUUUAAUCGUCGAUUGAUGGAGCAAAGAGGUAAAAGACUGGCGUAUGAAUUUCGAGGCAAGGGCAUCAAUGUACUCUUGGGUCCCGCCACUGGAGGUCCAUUAGGCAGAAGUGUCUUUCAAGGCAGAAAUUGGGAAGGGUUCGGGUUGGAUACAUACCUGAACGGAGAAGCUUCUUAUGCUACCGUCAAGGGUAUUCAAUCACAAGGUGUUAUUGCUACUUCAAAACACUUUAUUGCUUAUGAACAAGAAACUUUCAGAACUCUUUAUGCAGCCAGCAGUAGAUUCCAAUUCAAUCCGAUCAAUAAUACAGAGCAUGCUUAUAGUGCAAAUAUCAAUGGAACACAAGGUUGUCAAAAUGAAAAAGUCUUGACGGAUAUAUUGAAACAUGAACUUAACUUCCAAGGAUUCGUGGUCUCAGACUGGUCAGCCGUAUUUGAUGCUGCUUUGGGAUACAAUGCAGGUACGGAUGUGAUUAUGCCGGGUGGAGCUCACGGAGGUGGAAAGCGUAAUCUUGUCACUGGACAAGCAAUGAUUGAUGCUGUGAAUGCAGGAAGGAUUCCAAUGGAACGUAUUGAUGAUGCAAUUCAACGUUUGUUGACACAGUACUACUAUCAUGGACAAGACCAUGGAUAUCCGAAAACAAACUACAAAGACGGUUGGCAAGGAACUGAAAUUUAUGGUGUAAUCGUGAACGAACAUGUGAACGUACAGACGUUGGAAGCCAAACAAGUUUCCAAACAAGUCAACGAAGAAGCAAUCACACUAAUCUUCAAUAACCGACAAGAGGAUAAUUGUGGACCGCAAAAAUGUGUUGAAGGUAGAAAGGUGAAAGGAACAGGUUUACCACUCAACAAAAAAGCCAGAAUUGCCGUCUUUGGAUCGGAUGCAGGACCAAAUCCGAUGGGAAUCAAUGGCUGUCAACUUUGGCUUGGACCUGGAUCAAACUUUUGUCCGGGCGAUAGCGUAAGCAAUGGCACGAAUGCAAUGGGUUGGGGAUCAGGUGCAGGAUUCUUUCCAUAUCUGAUCGAUCCGUUGGCAGCCUUAACAGAAUCGGUAGAACAGUAUGGAGGCGCAAUAUCGAGCAACCUGAAUGACACCGAUCUUGAUGGUCCGAAUGGCAAAUUGAUCGAACAAACUGCGGCUUGGGCGGAUGCCUCCCUGGUUUUCGUUCAAGCACGAUCAGGUGAAGACUCCGACCGAUUCAGUUUGGAAUUAGAAGCAAACGGAAACGCAUUAAUACAGAAAGUUGCUUCAAUUUCUAAUAAUACGAUCGUGAUCGUUAAUACCGUUGGUGCUAUCUUCAUGGACGACUGGUACAAUAAUCCGAACAUUUCCGCUUUGCUCUUCCCGCAUCUGCCCGGUCAAGAAUCGGGCAAUACGUUAGCGGAAGUGUUGUACGGAAAUGUUGCGCCUUCCGGUAAGAUGCCGUACUCAAUCUUGUCCAAGAAAGAUGCUUCAAACUACAUCCCAAUCGUAAGAGAUAUGCAACCAGAUGGAACGAUUCCCAUCCCAUUCGAUGAAGGCGUCUUUAUUGAUUAUCGAUUGUAUGACAAGAAGAACGUUACUCCUUUGAUCCCAUUUGGACAUGGUAUUUCAUAUACCACCUUCAAUCAUUCCGAUCAACUUUCUGCUCAGCCAAUCAACGAUGGUUCAAGUUAUCCUACCGAAGUAAGACAUAAUACAUCCGUUGGCGGAGAUUCAACAUUAUGGAAAUAUAUUGUUUCGCUUUCUACUUCUAUUACCAACACUGGAUCUUCUGUGUCGGGUAAAGAAGUGAGUCAAUUAUACAUCGGCUUCCCCAAAUCUGACAGUUUACCCGAUAUUCCCGUCCGUCAACUUGUUGGAUUCGAAAAGGUUGGACCUAUUCAACCAGGCGAAACAGUAUCUGUCUCAUUCAAAGUUACACAAAGAGACAUGAGUUAUUGGGAUGUCGUUCAACAAAGAUUCGUCAUGCCAGACGGAGAUUUCACAUUUUGGAGUGGAGCCAGUUCUGAUGUGAAUACCCUCAAAGGUAAAGUCACUGUCACGAUCAAGAAUGGGACAAUGUCAUGAUUAUGUGUGUGUGUGUAGUUGAUGAUUGAAUGAGAGAAUGACGUAAGGAUCGUGGAAUGGUGAACAUUAAGUAAUACAAUCACUGCAUUUAGCCUUCAAACAGCCGUAAAGCGCGCGUAUGUAUCCACUUACCCUAUUCAGUCACACUGUCAAUGUGCCUUGUUUGUGUUGAAUGUCAUGCAGG
This is a messenger RNA of Meira miltonrushii, 2500 nucleotides long. RefSeq names its product glycoside hydrolase. The transcript has 2 exons. Gene Ontology annotation, molecular function: beta-glucosidase activity. The coding region runs from base 1 to 2316 and encodes 771 amino acids. The record is from RefSeq and is a predicted model, not a curated record. Gene Ontology annotation, biological process: glucan catabolic process. NCBI's taxonomy places the organism in Eukaryota, Fungi, Basidiomycota, Exobasidiomycetes, Exobasidiales, Brachybasidiaceae.